AUGUCUCCACCAGGUAUGUUCUCUCGCCCCGAUGGCACCAACAUCGCCGAGAUCAGGGCGAUGCAAUUCACUCACUGGGUUACGGUAGACUUCACUAAAUUUGGCGGACGAACCAAGCCUACCAGCGGCGACCGGAUGAUGAGUCUUAUGGCCGAGCAGUGCCGAUCGGGGGUUGCUACUGUUACAACUAUGCCUCUGCAUCACACCCAGCCAUGCUGUCUCUCGUUGCCGGUCGUGGGGGAUGCUGCGCUUGUACGUGUUCAUAUUCUGUGGCGUGCAGCUGAGAUUGCUGAUUCGCAUAGGGAGGAUAUUAUGGCUGGUAAGCUGAUGAUUGAUACUAAGCGCAUUCUGGGUGGUGGUCCAGGGGGGCCUUCUAAUACAGUCAACGGGGCUUAG
This is a messenger RNA of Penicillium verrucosum, 396 nucleotides long. RefSeq lists its product as uncharacterized. The transcript has a single exon. The record is from RefSeq and is a predicted model, not a curated record. Lineage: Eukaryota; Fungi; Ascomycota; Eurotiomycetes; Eurotiales; Aspergillaceae. Bases 1 to 396 code for a protein of 131 amino acids.